AUCCAAUCCAACUUUAUUUGUUAAGCACUUUAAAACAACCAAAGUUGACCAAAGUGCUGUACAGGAGAAUAAAUAAGACAUCAUAAAUAAAAGACAUAACAGCUCACAUGAGGCGCAAAAUAACAUAUAAUACAACAAUAAAAUGAAAAGACAUAAAUAAAAAUAAUAACCAUGCAAUAACAAGCAAUCAAAAAGUAAAAAUAACAAAUACAAAAAAUAAAUCAAGUAAAUAAAGUCGACAUCUUACUAGGUGUCAAAGGCCACAGAGAAGAGAUGGGUUUUAAGACCGGUUUUAAAAACAGACAGAGAAGAGGCCUGUUUAAUGUGCAGAGGCAGAUCAUUCCAUAAUUUAGGAGCAGACACAGCAAAGGCACGGUCCCCUCUGAGCUUCCGCUUAGUUUUAGGCACACUCAGGAGCAGCUGAUCAUCUGACCUGAGGGGGCGGACGGGUAUAUAGGGGUGUAGAAGCUCAGAGAGGUAGGGCGGGGCAAGACCAUUUAGGGAUUUAAAAGCAAAUAAAAGAAUUUUAAAAUGGAUCCUAAAUUGAAUUGGCAGCCAGUGGAGUGAGGCUAAAAUGGGGGAAAUGUGCUCAUGUUUACAUGUGCCAGUUAAAAGACGUGCAGCAGCAUUCUGUACCAUCUGAAGACGGGCGAUGGAGGACCCACUAACCCCCACAUAUAGUGCAUUACAGUAAUCCAGCCGAGUGGUAACAAAGGCGUGGAUUACCGUCUCAAAGUGCUGCCUUGAUAGAAUUGGCUUUAUUUUGGCCAGCUGCCUCAAAUGGAAAAAGCUUGAUUUGACAACAGCCUUGAUCUGACUGUCAAACUUAAGCUCAGGGUCCACCUUAACCCCUAGGUUUGUGAUGCUAGGUUUAAUAUACUGGGCCAAGGAACCCAGAUCUACAGGGGGGAUCCCUGUGGUGCCACCAAAAACCAUCACUUCUGUCUUUUUAUCAUUGAAAUUUAAAAAGUUCAGAGUCAUCCAGGCCUUUAUGUCGUCAAGGCACUUAAGUAGCAGUCUGACAGAGUAUUCAUUUUUCUUUUUAAGAGGCACAUAAAUCUGACUGUCGUCUGCAUAACAGUGGAAUGAAAAGCCGUGCUUCCUAAGUAUGGAACCAAGUGGGAGCAAAUAGAGAGAGAAAAGGAGAGGGCCAAGAACUGAGCCCUGUGGGACCCCACACGAGAGAGGAGCAGAGGAGGAUACAGAGUCACCUAGGCUGACACAGAAAGUUCGAUCAGCCAAGUAAGACCUGAACCACUCCAGUGCUAUGCCCCUGAUGCCCACCCACUGCUUCAAACGUGAGAUCAGUAUUUCAUGAUCCACUGUGUCAAAUGCAGCAGUUAAAUCUAAAAGCACAAGGAUAACACAGUCACCAGAGUCAGUAGCUAAAAAGAUAUCAUUAAAAACUCUUAAGAGAGCUGAUUCUGUGCUGUGCACGGUUUUAAAACCGGAUUGGAAAACCUCUAGAAUAUUAUGUUCUUCCAGAAAGGCCAUUAAUUGACUGUGAACAAUCUUCUCCAGGAUUUUUGAAAGGAAAGGCAGUUUGGAGAUAGGCCUGAAAUUAGCAAGAACUGCAGGAUCUAGAGCAAGUUUUUUAAACAGAGGUUGUACUACUGCAUGUUUAAAAUUUUCAGGGACCACACCUGAGGUCAGACUGCUAUUUAUGACUGCAAUAACAGAUGGUCCUACAGUGGGGAAAACCUCCUUAAAUAGUCGAGGGGGGACAGCAUCAUUUGGAGAACCUGAGGGCUUCAAAUGACCAACAACCUCCUGUAAAAAGGAAAAAGUCACAGGCUCAAAAUGGUCAAAGACAGCAGAGCAGGGGACAGAGAUUGAGGGGUCAUAAGCUGAAGGUGAGAUUUGAGCCCUAAUUGAAGUGACCUUAUCAAUAAAAAAGUGAAGGAAGUUUUCACACACAGCGGGGGACGCCUCUAUACAGGCAGUCUGUGGGGCAUUCAGAAGUGAGUCAAUAGUGUUAAACAAAACACGAGGCUUGUGACAGUUUGACAGGAUAAUAUCUGAGAAAUGUUUUCUUUUAGCAUCUUUCACAGUUUUUUGAUAAUGACGCCAGCAGUUCCUUAACAUUUGAAAAGACACCUGCAGUUUGUCCUUUUUCCACUUGUGCUCAGCUCUACGGCACUCACGUCUGACAGCAUGAGUCGUAUCAUUUAGCCAGGGCUCAGAUUUAGUUUUAGGCUGCCUGGAUUUUAAUGGAGCCACAGUGUCUAAAACAGUUUGGCAGGUGGAGUGAAACCAUGAGCUAAGCACCUCUGUACUGCACACAGACUCAGGAAAGAUGGAGUUCUGAUUGAAAGCAACGGAGAACUGAACAGCAGUGGAAGGGUUAAUAAUGCGACAGCGCCGAGCAGCAGCGCGAGGUUUAACUGUAUGACAGGCAAGGGCAGCCUCAAAUAAUACAGGCAUAUGGUCGGAAAACACUGCGUCACAUAUCUCUAGGUUAAAAACGGGCAAACCAUAUGAUAAGACAAGAUCAAGUGUGUGUCCAUGUUCUUGUGUGGGUCCAGACACAGAUUGCACAAGAUUAAAAGAAUCAAUGAGGUUUAAAAAACCCUUUGCCAUUGGCUUAUCUGGACAACACACAUGAACAUUAAAAUCCCCAACAAUAAGAACACGGUCAUAUUUAGGCAUGAUUUCAGCCAGGAAAUCAGAGAAGUCAUUUAAAAAGUCCUUAUUGUACCUGGGAGGCCGAUAGACCACAGCACACAACACUGUGUGAGAGCGACCAAGCUCAAAUAAGCUCAGUUCAAAGCUGGUGAAAGAGGAUGACAGCAAUAGCUGCUUACAUUUAUAAUGACUCUUAUAGACGGUAAGGAAUGUGAGUAUUAAUAUGACUGGGGGGGGUGGAUUCAUUUAGGCUAACAUACUCCUCGUGGGACAACCAGGUCUCAGUAAGACAAAGUAAAUCAAUAUCAUAAUCUGAUAUUAAUUCAUUCACUAAAACAGCUUUAGAGGACAGAGACCUGAUAUUUAACAGUCCACAUUUCAUUCUCUUAUUUUGUGCUACUGAGGAGUUGGUUUUAAUUUUUAUUAGAUUUUUAUGUUGAACUCCUCUUGUUUUUAUUUCUUUAAAUAAUUUAGGUGGUCGGGGGACAGACACAGUCUCUAUGGGGUUUUGGGUGGGUGACUGUUCUAAAGAAAGCGCAGAGAAGUGUGUAAGACAGCAGCUCUGCUUCCUGGUCCUAACUCUGGACUGUCAGGUUUUAGAAAUAAACUUCGCCAUGUUGCUAGAUAAGAGAGCCGCUCCAUCCAAAGUGGGAUGGAUGCCGUCUCUCCUAAUCAGACCAGGUUUUCCCCAAAAAGGCUUCCAGUUAUCAAUGAAGCCCACAUUGUUUGCUGGACACCACCUCGACAGCAAGCGGUGGAAUGACGACAUGCGGCUAUACAUGUCAUCACUGGUCACAUUGGGCAGGGGUCCAGAGAAAACUACGGUGUCCGACAUUGUCUUAGCAUAAUUACACACCGACUCCACAUUAAUCUUAGUGACCUCCGAUUGGCGUAAACGGGUGUCAUUACCGCCGACGUGGAUAACAAUCUUACUGUAUUUACGUUUACCUUUAGCCAGCAGUUUUAAAUUUGAUUCAAUGUCGCCCGCUCUGGCCCCAGGGAUACAUUUAACUAUGGCCGCUGGCUUCGCUAACUUCACGUUUCUGACUAUGGAGCUGCCAAUACAGUCACUAGACUUUUAUUUUGUCAAGCAUUGACAUGAAGUCUUCUGUGUGGAUUAAAAUUCUAUGUUUAACCAUGAUGCUUUUAUUUUGAAAAACAAUAGAGGAAGUUGCUCUUGUUUUGACAGCCGUGUCAGGUGUCAGAGAUAAAAAUAAAUGCAGCUGAGUGCAGAGUUGAAUUUAAGGUGGACUGACAUGUUUCUGUUCUGCUUUUAUUUUUUGUCUGUGCUUUUAUUUUGUGUCUUUAACUUCGGCAUGUCUGAAAACAAACUGACUUCUGUGGAUUUUGAGAUUUUUGGGAACGUGCAGGGUGUUUGCUUCAGGAUGUACACGGAGGAUCAGGGCCGCAGUCUGGGACUCAGCGGCUGGGUGAAGAACACCAGAUCAGGAACUGUGAUUGGUCAAAUCCAAGGACCUCCAGAUAAAGUCAAUGACAUGAAACUGUGGCUGAAAAGUGUUGGCAGUCCGAGCUCUCGAAUUGACCGUGCCGUCUUCUCCAAUGAAAGAGACAUUUUAAAACUGGAGAGCCACGGCUUCUCCACCCGCUACUGAGCAUGCUCAGAACCCUCUGAGGUCAUCAAUGUCACACCUGCAAAAAAAGUAGCAUCACAAAAGAUAUUGAUCACAAAUAAAGACUUACCUGUUGCUCACCUG
Messenger RNA from Dicentrarchus labrax (European seabass), 4340 nucleotides. RefSeq names its product acylphosphatase-2-like. The record is from RefSeq and is a predicted model, not a curated record. Lineage: Eukaryota; Metazoa; Chordata; Actinopteri; Moronidae. Bases 3843 to 4238 code for a protein of 131 amino acids. The transcript is spliced from 4 exons. Gene Ontology annotation, molecular function: acylphosphatase activity.